AUGUCGUCGUCACAUCGAAUACGGUUUCUGGAAGGAACAUCGACAAGUGGUGGUGGUGGAAGUAGCAACAUUCGAGAAAAUACGUUGGAUGCUCGUACACGUGAAAUUCACAUGGAAACCGAACGCCUUCAUGCUCGUUUAAGAGAUAUAGCACAAGCUGUUAUUAAUGAUGAAACAGACCUAGUAGAUUUUAAUGUUGAUGGUGGUAGUAAUUCACCGCGACGUCUUUCACCAUUGAGAACAACUGGUGGUGAUAGAUAUGAUUCACCUGAUCGUACAUUAAAUACUCGAAUUCGUUCACCUCGAUCACAUUCGCCACAACGAACGUUAGCAUCUCGAUCGCAUUCACGUAAUGUCUCACCAUCAUUUGCAGAUUCAACAUUUAGUGCUGUUCAUGCAGCAUUAAACAAACGACAAGUUCAGGUUCAUGAUCUUCAAACAAAAUUAACAAAUUCUCGUGAUUUAAUUCAACAACUUAAACGUCAAUUAGAUGAAUCUGAUUCAGAACGACGUCAUUUAGAACAACAAUCAACCGGUUAUAAAUUACAAAUUGAUGAAUUACGUCGACAAUUUGAUGAUACAGCAACGGAACGAGAUCGAUCAAAAACAGCACUUGAAUCAUCGAAUUAUGAAAAAAUUAAUUUGGAAAAAGUUCGACAAUCAUUAAAUAAUCAAAUUGAUUCAUUACGAGCUGACUGUGAACGAUUGCAACAGUCAAAUACUGAAUUACAACGACAACGAGAUAUAUUAGAAGAAGAAAAAGAAGAUACAAUUAAAGAUAAAAUUCGUCAAGUGAAAGAAAAUGAACGAUGCAUUAAAGUAAUUGAAAAUCUUGAAAAUAAACUAUCAUUUUUGAAAAAAGAUGUUACAGAAUUACGUGAACAAUAUCAUAAAGAAAAAUUGGGAAAAGAUGUAUAUGGUCAAGAAAAACAUGUUCUAUCGGAUGCUCUAUCAAGAUCUGAAGUUUAUCGUGCUGAAAUUGAACUCGAUUUAAACAAAGAACGAAGUGAAGGAGCAACAUUAAGAGAUUUAUUAUGUAAAGUUCAAUCGUUAAAUGAAGGUUUAGCACAAGAUAAAGUGGAACUAAAUAAAAUUAUUCUAUUGCUUGAACAAGAAAAAAAUUCCAUAUAUAAUGAAAAAUCAGAUGUUGAACAAGAUAAAUCAACAUUACGUCAAGAACUUGUGAAAGUUGAACAAGAAAAGAUUGAUGUUGAAAAUGAACGUGAUACUAUUCAUCACCGUCUACAGUUGUGUGAUGUCAGUCGUCAACAAUUAGAACAAGAAAUUAUAUUAUUAAAUAAAGAUAAGGCAGAAAUUAUUGAUCAAUUUCAACAUAUGUCACGUUUAAAAAAUACACUUGCCGAAGAUUUAAUAGCAGCUAAGAAAGAUAUUGAACGUUUAAGUGAUCAUAAUUUACGUUUGAAUAAAGAAAAAGAAGAUUUAACAAAAGAACGUGGCAAUCUUGUCGUCGAUUUAACCGGAACAGAACGAGACAAUCAAACAUUGAGCUCGACAUUGAGCGCAUUACGUGCCGAAAAAGAAGGUCUUGAAUCAAGUUUAUAUGAAGCGCAAAAUAUUAUUAGUCAAUUAGAAAUUAAAAGAAAUCAAUUAGAAGGUGAAAAUCAAGAAUUAUUAUUGAAAAAAGAACAGUUGACCAAUGAAGUACAACGUUUACAUGAUGAAUUAAAUAAUGAAAUAGAAAAAUCUGCUCGUAUUCGUGAUCAGUUAAAUCAACGAUUAUCGUCAUUGGAACAAGACAAAGACACAACGAUACGAGCACAUCAUCAAGCACAUGAAGACGAUGUUGAACGAAUGAUACGUGAACGAGAUAAAUUACGACAUGAAAUGGAAACAGCUCGAGAAGAAAUAAUUCGGCAAUUUGGACGAGAAAGAGAAGAGACUGGACAACGUCAUGAUAAAGAAAAAGAAGAUUUACAUUAUGAAUUGGCUAAUGCUAUUACAGAACGUGAUCAAGCACUAAUCGAAUCUGAAAAUGAAAAACAAAAACUUUUAUCCAUUGCUCAAUCGGAACGUAACUCAUUGAAUGAAAAAUUAAAUCAAUCACGCGAUGAUUUAACUCGUUUACAAGUGGAAUUUGAUAAAAUACGACGUGAUGCCGCUUUACAUCAUGAACAAGACCGUCAAUUAAUAUUAUCAUUACAAGAUGAAUUGAAAAAGUUUCACUUAAAAUUUGAAGAUUCAACAAUUGCCAAUGAACGAGAAAUACAAACAUUGAAUAAUGAAAUUGAACAAGCAAAACAACAAAAACAAUUAUUAACACAUGAUAAUUUUGAAAUAAAAACGCAGCUGAAAUUAACUGAAGAUAAUCGUGAUCAAUUAAAACGAGAUCUAAUUGAAUCAAAUCGACGUAUUCGUGAAUAUGAUGAAAAUUUAACAUUACAACGAAAAGAAAUACAAGAUCUCAAACGCUAUUUACAAGAUGAACAACGUGAUAAAGAAUUAACAGUUCAAUCAGGUGAAGAUUUAAGAACAAAACUGAAAAGUGUUGAAAAUGAAAAAAUUGAUUUAAGACAAGUAUUAGAUGAAGCAAAACAACGAAUUAUUGUACUCGAGGAACAAAAGUCGUUGUGUCAGAAAGAUGCUACAGAUUUACGUCAUAAUUUACGUGAUGUUGAACGUUCAAGAUUAGAAGCACGCCGUGAAUUACAAGAACUGAGACGUCAUGUUAAAAUGUUAGAUGGUGAAACAAAGAAAAAAUCAAAAGAAUUAGAAGAAUUGGCUGAUCGUGUCCGACAUGAUGAACAACGUGAAGAAGAAAUGAGACGUGAAGUGUUUGGACAAAAACAACGUUUCGUUGAAGCUGAAGCCAGUCGAGAAGUAUUGAGAAAAGAAUUGGCUAAUAUUCAACGACAUUAUGCUGAAUUCGAAGAUGAACAACGUUUGAGAGAAAGAGAUUAUAAAUUGGCUAUUGAAGAUGCGAGACGUUUAGAACGAAAGUCGGUUGAUGAAAGACGAAAUGUUGAACUGGCAUUAGAAGGUGCAAAUCAAAUGCUAUCUGAAUUAAGAAUAGCAUUGUCAGGCGCAGAAGGACGUGCAAGUGCACUAGAGACUCAAGUUGAAGGAGGAAAACGAGACGCUGAAUAUAAACUUGGAAGUAUCGUAUCUAGUUUAAGACGAACUGUUGGUUAUGGACCACGCGGAGGUUUAAGUCGUUCGCCGAGUCCAAAUGCUCGUCGUCGACCGAUAUCACCAACAAAAGGCUUUGAUACAACUGAAAAUCGUUCAAGUCCAUUACUACGUCGUACAUCACGUAGUCCACAACGAAGUACAUCCGGUGAACGCGCAAGAUCACCUGGUUCAACUUAUAUUGAUGUGGCUGAUGUUGAUCCCGAGUCCAUCCGUACAGUAUUAAGAGAUUUUGUACAAAAUUUUCUAACAACUGAACGAGAACGUGAUGAAGCUAUUGCUGAAGCAACACAAUUACGUCGAACAACAAAAGAACUCGAGGAUAAUUUUCAACGAACAGAACAACGUUUUAGUCAGUUACAAAAAACGUUAACGUCAUUCGAAGAAGACAAGAAAGGUACAGAUACUCGAUUACAAAGUGCACAAAAUGCCCUAUUACUACAAGAAGAUACCAUUCGUCGAAGUGAACGUGAAAGGAAAACAUUACUUGAUCGUAUAACAAAUAUGGAACGCCAACUUAUUGCUAAUGAUAAUGAGAAAACACAAAUCAUUGAGAAAAUUGGUCUUUCAAAAUCCAAUGAAAUAAGAUUGAGUGAUGAGAAGAAAGUAAUGAAACGUUCAUGGGAUGAGUCUGAAGCACGAUUAACCGAACUAGAAAUGCAUAGACGUGCAUUAGAAGGAGAAAUACAGCGUUUAACAAUGAUAUUAAAUGAUAAAGAAACCGAAGUUCAAGUACAUCAAGAACGAUGUGAAACAUUAAUUAAACAGAUACAAGAUCGGGAAGAAAAAUGUCAAUCGUUACAAUUGAGCGUUGAUCGCUUGUCGUUAGCAUUAGCAAAAGCUGAGGAGGGCGAGUCGAGUUUAAAAACACGUGUACAGUCGUUGAAUCAAACACUAUCACAGACAAAUUUUCAAACAGCAGACUUACAACAAAAACUGGGAGGAGUUCAAGGAGUUGUUCAAAGCUCGGAAGCAGAAAGACGAGUACUCCAGGACAAACUGGAGCAAACAAGGACUAGUUUAUCAGACAUGAAAAAACAAAACCAUGAAUUAUUGGAACGUGUACAUCAUUUACAAAAUGAAUUGACAGAUUCAGAAAUGAGACGACACGAACUAGAAAAUCAAUUGAGAAAUGCUAAUACGUUUCUUGUACAACGACAAGAAUCAGAACAGGAAGCAAAUCAGAAAAUAAGCACGUUAACAGCUGAUAAGCAAGCUUUACAAGAGAAAAAUGCGUUGCUACAACGACAAAUGGGCAAUUUGGAUUUGGAAAAACGAGAAACAGAGCGAACAAAGUUACGAUUGGAAAAGGAUAAAAACGUUCUUAAGAAAACGCUCGAUAAGGUUGAACGUGAACGCGUGGUAACAGAAGACAUUGUACGUUCAGCAGAUCGUUCACAAUUUGAUCGACAGUUUCAACGAAUAGAAGAAGAAAACCAAACAUUACAACGCCAAGUUCAAGAAUUACAAGCACAAUUAAAUGAGUCGGAACAGCGACAUGCACAACGGUUAAUCGAUUUCACUACACGUAAUAGACGGGAGACAGAAGCCGAAACUGAACGAAUUCGAACAUCACAAACAGCAGCUGAAAGAGCCCUUGAAGCUAGAGAAAAAGCACAUCGCGCUCGUGUUAAAGGCUUAGAAGAGCAGAUAACAACUUUAAAAGAACAACUUGGCCAAGAGAUACGUAAACGACAGACAUUUCUAAAUCGUUCAAUUACAUCUGGUGAAGAAAUAUCAGCAUUAAGAAGUAUGGUGAAUGAUUCACUAUCAUUUGUUUCUCGUGACCCAAAAGGACUAGAUCCAAUUUUAUUAGAUUAUGAAACGAAAAGACUCGCCGAUUCAUCUGGUUAUUUGAAUGAACCGCCUCAACGACAUCUCUCACCAACACGUAGAACAUUAUCACCCCCAAUUGGUAUGCGAUCGAUACGUACAGCUGCUGCAAUUGCUGCGGCGUCUGCCGGUGGUAUCCCUAUAUCGUCACCAAGUAGUACAAAACAACUAAGAUCAUCACGAACCAGAUUAAUGUAA
Molecule: messenger RNA, 5178 nt
Organism: Didymodactylos carnosus
Lineage: Eukaryota; Metazoa; Rotifera; Eurotatoria; Philodinida; Philodinidae
Source: the annotation of a GenBank genome assembly